AUGCACAUCAGUCACAUGUGUCAAUUCCCUUCUUACCCUCCACACGCUCCAUCCCUCCCGCAUUUCCCCCCUCCCUGGCAGUACCGCAUAGGGCAGGCGUACAUGCGGUCGCGCAUGCAGAUGGAGAACACGCGCGGCAGCGAGGGCGUGGAGGUGGUGGCGUCGCAGCCGUUCAGCGACGAGCGCAUGGGCGCGGGCCACAUGGCGCACGUCGUCUACCACUUCCACAGCAAGGCGCCCGCGUGGCUCCGCGCGCUCGCCCCGCACGGCGCGCUCUGCCUCGAGGAGCAGAACUGGAAUGCAACGCUCAUUGCAUGCAUAAUCACCCACUCCCCCUUCCAAACGUUCUCCCUUUUCUCCCUCCCUCCCAUUUCUCUCGCUUCCUUCACGCGUCCGGCUAUUGGCGCCUGCUCCCACCAUCGAACAUCAGUGCUCAAGUGCCCGUACCUGACCAAGUUCUCCAUCACCAUCGAGUCCAUACACCUCGCCGACAGAGGCGACUCCGAAAACGCGCUGGGCCUAAGUGAGGAGCAGGUGAAGCAGCGCAAGGUGGAGAGGGCGCUGGGUCUAAGCGAGGAGCAGGUGAAGCAGCGCAAGGUGGAGAGGGUGGACAUAGCGAGCCACGAGCGCGACAUGUGGACGCGCCUCAUCGCCAAGUCCGGAGUCGACCCCUCCAAGCUCGCCCUCCCCAAAGCCAAGCGCGGCCCCCUCGCUCCAGGCUGGCAGGGAGAGAGGGCAUUAUUUCUGGAGGGCCAUAGGAAGAUGUACGGGUGGAUGGACGAGUGGUGUGAGCUCACAAUGGACGAUGUGCGCCGCAUUGAGAAGGACAACAUCGAGGCUAUGCGCAAGAAUCUUGCUCUCAACAACAAGGUGGCACCAGAUGAGUACAACGAGGAUGAGAGUAAAGCUGAGGUGGACGGGAUCCAUGAUGACGCAGACAGCAGUGAAGCUGACUUGGAAGAUAGCCCCAAGGCCAAGGGCAAAGCCGCAGAGGGUUAG
This is a messenger RNA of Closterium sp. Naga37s-1, 999 nucleotides long. The record is from the annotation of a GenBank genome assembly. Lineage: Eukaryota; Viridiplantae; Streptophyta; Zygnematophyceae; Desmidiales; Closteriaceae.